CGGCGCUGGAGGAGCCCGUAGGACUGUGCUCGAGCCCCGGGAGAGGCACCUUUUAAUGUGCGUUUUUGUAUUGCUCAGGGAGGAGGCUGCACACGCCGAGGUCCCCAACAGCGGUGCACGUGUGCCGAGGUGUACACCUGCCCUCAGAUAUUUGAACCCCAACUGAGUCAUCGCCAACUUGGUUCAAGAUGCCACCGGCCAUCGGAGGCCCUGUGGGAUACACUCCUCCUGAAGGAGGAUGGGGAUGGGCUGUGGUCAUCGGAGCCUUCAUCUCCAUUGGGUUUUCCUAUGCCUUCCCCAAAUCCAUCACCGUGUUCUUCAAAGAGAUUGAGGUCAUCUUCAACGCGUCCAGCAGCAAAGUCUCAUGGAUCUCUUCCAUCAUGCUGGCUGUUAUGUAUGCAGGAGGUCCCAUCAGCAGCAUCCUGGUGAACAAAUACGGCAGCCGGCCCAUCAUGAUCGCUGGCGGCUGCCUCUCUGGGUGUGGGUUGAUUGCAGCCUCUUUCUGCAACACAGUGGAGGAGCUCUACUUCUGCGUUGGGGUUGUAGGGGGCCUUGGACUCGCGUUUAACUUGAACCCAGCCUUAACCAUGAUUGGCAAGUACUUCUUCAAGAAGCGUCCCCUGGCUAACGGGCUGGCAAUGGCAGGCAGCCCUGUGUUCCUCUCCACCCUGGCGCCCGUGAACCAGCUCUUCUUUGGCAUAUUUGGCUGGCGUGGCAGCUUCCUCAUCCUCGGCGGUCUCUUGCUGAACUGCUGCGUCGCUGGAUCCCUGAUGCGGCCCAUAGGUCCCAAGCCAGAUCAGCUGAAGAAAGAGGCUGCUAAGGAGGUGCUGCAGGAAGCUGGGAAGGCAGUGAAAAAGGACGAUGGUGACCCCAGCACAGACCUCAUCGUCGGGAAGACCAAGAAACAGAAGAGCACGUUUUUCCAGACAAUCAACAAGUUCUUGGACCUGUCCCUGUUCACACACAGGGGCUUCCUGCUCUAUCUGUCGGGCAAUGUGAUCAUGUUCUUCGGGCUGUUCACUCCCUUGGUCUUUCUCAGCAAUUAUGCAAAGAGCAAGAAGAUUGCUAACGAGUCUGCAGCCUUCCUGCUCUCCAUCCUGGCCUUCGUAGACAUGGUGGCCAGACCUUCUAUGGGACUGGUAGCAAACACCAAGUGGAUCAGACCCAGAGUCCAGUAUUUCUUUGCCAUCUCUGUGAUUUACAAUGGGGUGUGCCACCUCUUGGCUCCCAUGUCCACCACCUAUGCCGGCUUCUGCAUUUAUGCCGGCUUCUUCGGCUUUGCCUUCGGCUGGCUGAGCUCAGUCCUGUUUGAGAACCUGAUGGACCUGGUGGGAGCACAGCGGGUCUCCGUGCUGUCCGCCCGUGCUGUCGGCCUGGUGGCCAUUGUGGAGUGCUGCCCCGUGCUUCUGGGACCCCCUCUGCUAGGGAAGCUCAACGACAUGUACGGUGACUACAAGUACACGUACUGGGCCUGCGGGGUCAUCCUCAUUGUCUCAGGGAUCUACCUCUUCAUCGGGAUGGGCAUCAACUACCGCCUGGUGGCAAAGGAGCAGAAGGCGGAGGAGAAGGCGAGGAACGAAGGGAAGGAGGAGGAGACCAAUGUCGACGAAGCUGAGAAGCAGAAAGAGGCAAACAAUGACGUGGCCCCCUCGCCUCAGAAGAGUGCAGAGGAUGGUGUCAAAGAGGAGGAGAGCCACAUGUGAGGGACCGGUCUCAAUCCCGGAGUGUUGGGGAAGUGCUGCUGCCCUGGCGCGGUGGCUGGGGCAGUGCUCCGCUGGCGCUGGGCAGCUGUGAGAAGUGUUUAAACCAGGUGUUCAUUUUUAACCAGGCUCUGAAUUGUCUUUCCAUCUGUGUUCAACAAAGGUAACAGGGUUACACACGCAGUAUCCUCGUGUGUCGGGGGACAGGGGGGCUUUUUAUAGUCUGGCUUUUUAACAGUAACAUGAAUGUACUAAUAUGUGCCUUACAGUCUUCAUACCUAGCUGAAUCUGGACGAGCCUUAACUCUAAACCGUGCUUUAGCUCUGUAUUCUGCUCGGGGGGUGUGUGUGUGUAUGCGUGUGUUUUGGGGAGUUUUGUUGUUAAAAAGCCAUAAAAAGCAGGAUACUGGAUUUGUUGAAGCACAAUGGGCUUCAGGACUGGCCCCAGAUGAAUACUGCUUCACACGCUUCUUACUGCAGGCCCUCCACGGAGGGGGAGAUCCGGGCAUGGGGUAGGGUGGUCUUUGGCUCCUGUGCCGGGUGCCUCCUGGCUCUGUAGGUGGUCUUUAGGUAUGUUUUGAAAACACUUUAGCUACUGUAGUUCUUUAAAAUCCCUCUUUUGUAGUUGUGUUCUCACGGGAUAUUCGGGUUGGAGAAAGAUGGCUGCGGUUCGGGUUGGGCUGUCUUGCCUGCUCCGGGGCUGUGGCAGCCCCUGUGCACCUGGCCCCUGCAGCCGAGCCCUCUUGGGGAGCGCUGGGGUCCCCCCCUGCCCCCCAACUCUGCCCUGGCGGUGCCUCUUCCCAGCCCGAUGCUGGGUGAUGUGAAACGGGUGCGAACACAGGGGCUCGGCUGGCAGUGCCAGGUCAGGGUGCUGGCCUCGGUCCCCCUGCGGGGUGGGCUUCCACCGGGGCAUCCCUGUGCUGAUCGGUCCCACCCAGAUGGGCGUUUUGGGUGCCUGACCCCAGGCAGAGCGGAGGGGCUGGGUGGGGCAGGUGGAGAUGGUACAUCCCUGAGACAGGCCUUCUGCUUUCGCUCUUUUAUCUCUUAGAGAAACCUCUUUUACUUGCUUCUGUUCAACUGAGAUCUUAAGGCGGUGGAUGCCUAACCACUCGCAUCUAGGACACGUAAGGGGGAGGAAAGAAUUUGUACGUAUUUAUUUUUUAUUUUUUAGUGUUGGAAAAUAUCUCAACGUACGUGGAGCAGGUUAAUGGCUCUCAAGUUCUAGUAAAUGUUGAUCAGAAAUCAAUGUAAGAGGCUGAGGUUUGGGUUGGUUUUUUUUUUUUCAAAUAAACUUGUUUUUUUUACAAUUUACCCAUCAAAUGUUGACCUUCUUUCCUAGAGUCACACUUCUGUGUGCCAGACAACAUAUAUUUUGGGUCAGUUUUGGGGAGAGGCGAGUGGGGCUGUGGCAGAGCCUGGGUCUCCACCCACUGCUCGAGCACCCCAAGGCUCCUGCUGAGCAGGUCCCACCCCACCGACUGUGGAAGCUGCUCCCCAUCGAGAUGCCCUGCCCCUUCCCUCUGCAAGAGGAGGCUUUGGCUGGGGUUUGGGAUGGCCACAGCCGAGUCUCCCCACGCACUCUGGUUUUAGAAACAUUUCUGUUCCCCUGCCUGUCUUUACAGGAUGCCUGUGAAAGCCUUGAGAAUCCCCCUUUAUUGCAAGGGGGAUGGACACACACACUUAAAUGUCUGUUUCGUGAGUGACAGGCAGACUUUCCUGCUGUCUGUCCCCACUGCCUCCCUCCGUGAGCUGAGCAGGGCCACUGCUGUGUGCAUCCAAGGGGCCUCCUGCCUGCGGGCCUGGCACUGAUGGCGGCUGAAACCAAAUGAGGGGGUAAAUGAAAGUCUUCCUGCCUGAGCUGCGCCGGGGUCCCCGAGCCCCUGGCAGGGUCAAGCCCUGCACUGCAGCCGCUCUCCUUGUGCUCCCUUGGCUGCGAGGCCACUUCAGGCUUCAUUUCGGUCCAAACCUCACAGACAGCAGGCCAGGGUGUUUUCAUACUGUAGAGUAACUUUAUAAAGCCAACAGUAUUUUGUACAAAAGGGUUUUGUUGUACAGUGCUGAGCUGUGAUACUGUAAAGCCAAGUAACUGUAUUUUCAUAAAUGGCGUGUCUAGCUGCAGUAACGGGUUCACAUUGCAAUAAAUCAACCCUGAGGAGCUG
Messenger RNA from Pygoscelis adeliae (Adelie penguin), 3858 nucleotides. RefSeq names its product solute carrier family 16 (monocarboxylate transporter), member 1 (gene SLC16A1). Gene Ontology annotation, cellular component: membrane. The record is from RefSeq and is a predicted model, not a curated record. Gene Ontology annotation, biological process: transmembrane transport; monocarboxylic acid transport. Lineage: Eukaryota; Metazoa; Chordata; Aves; Sphenisciformes; Spheniscidae. Gene Ontology annotation, molecular function: monocarboxylic acid transmembrane transporter activity.